Molecule: messenger RNA, 4912 nt
Organism: Osmerus eperlanus (European smelt)
Lineage: Eukaryota; Metazoa; Chordata; Actinopteri; Osmeriformes; Osmeridae
Gene: anln
Product: anillin, actin binding protein
Exons: 25
Coding region: 188-3826 (1212 amino acids)
Biological process (GO): actomyosin contractile ring assembly; mitotic cytokinesis; septin ring organization
Cellular component (GO): actomyosin contractile ring
Source: RefSeq, a predicted model, not a curated record
GAGCGCACCGCUGAAAUUCAAAUUUGAACAGAUGUUUGAGAGACGAAAAAGGGAAAGAGUGUCGAGAUCUGCGUGUGGAGUAACGACGGCUCACAAGCUGUCAUUGUCUAGCGAAUCGGUAUAGAUAAACAUAUAAUAGUUAAUACAGUUCUUUACUAGUUUCAACCCGGGAUAAACUGUCCCCAGAAUGGAUCCGUUUACUGAGAAACUCCUGGAGCGCACACGGGCCCGGAGAGAGAACCUGCAGAAGAAGAUUGCUGAGAGGCCCACUGCAGCCAACAGACCGAUGGCCAAGAGGGCCAGGGAGCCGCUGGCUGAGACCAACAAUAUGAUCAGCGAACCAGUCAUUGACAAAACCCCACACCCAUCCUCCAAGCCCUCUCCGUCAAAGCGAAGAUGCUCGGGGGAGAAUGGCCAGCCAGUUGUGGGGGAAGAGAACCGGGAGCCAGUCUCUGUCUGUCCUGUGGUCUCUGCCACAACAGACCCUCAGACGGACAGGAAGCCCCCUGUGGGUCCAGCCAGCGUGCGAUCUUCCACCUCUCUGGACAGGAAGGCUGUGCCUCCUACCACUGCCCAUGAGCCAGAGACCGUGGUACCACAACCACCUCCAGCUCAGACCCAUGUGGUACGUCCAGCCCCAGAGCCACAGAGGAUGGCUGCGAGUGCUGCUCCAGUACCCCAGGGGAGCAGGGAUGUGGACAUGACCCCCUCCAGCCCAGCUCUGCAGAGGACCAGGGAGGAGCCCAUGGAAGCCCCUACCCCGACCACAUCUGGCAUGAAGUCUCGCCUGCAGAGACUGGCCGAGCAGAGGCAUUACUGGGAUGCUGACGGUACCUCUGAGGUGGUCCCAGACUGUGCGUCUCUGUCACCUGUCAAGACUCAGAGAGAGGUGGCCCCGGCUCCUGUCCCCACAUCUUCAGGGCCCCCCCUGGGGAGGAAGGGCCGGCUGGCCAACCUCGCGGCCACCAUUGGUUCUUGGGAGGAUGACCUCAGUCACUCUACGCACAAAUCGCAGCCUGAAACCGUGCUAGCCCAGAGAGAUUCUGCUGCUAUCACCAAACCUAGAUAUGGUGGACAGCUAAGCAAUGCAGCAUCCAGCAAGCCCAAACCCAGCUCCAAUCAGCAGCCUAUCUACUCUCCAGUCAAGUCCAACCGAGUGGUUCUGCCAAGCCCUCAGAAGACUGUGGUCCCUGAGGCUAGGCCAGCUGUACAAACAAGCAGAGGGCUGCCCUCACCCGUGGCCAGUCCCCAGAAGAUAUACCCAUCCAGUCAGGGGAGAGCCCUCCCCUCCAGCCCUCAGAAGGUGAGCCCCUCGGUGGCGCCUGUAGCUCAGAGUCCCCUGAAGAACCAGGCUGUCUCCAGUGGCCCCAACUUCAGUCAGAGUCCCCAAAAGCCAGACCUCCCGAACAAGCCCACUCCCACUGUCCCCUCGGUCGUCCAGAGCAGAGAGAAGUUGGCCAAGGAGACCACCACCACCCCCCUGCAGCAGAAAACCCCAGCUGGAGGUCCAGGCGUCAAGUCAUUCCUGGAGCGCUUUGGGGAGAGGUACCAGGAGCGCACCAACCAGAACUCCCCUGCAGGUGGGGCAGCUCAGGCCAGGACCCCCGCCAUGCCCCUGCCUGUGACACCCAACACUAGGCUGGUCCAGGAGAGGCUGAGAGGUGCACAGGCCGCCAGCACCGCCACCGCUGAUCUCACUCAGAAGCAGAAACUGGAGCGCGAGUCUGAACUGGCACAGAUUCGCAACCGCUUCCAGAAAGGGAACAUGUGGAAAAGCAAGGACGAGGCGGCAGAUCCAAAGAAAACCACCAAAAUCGUGGAGGUGUUGGAGCAGCCUGAAGAGGUCAAGUCUGCUGAGGCUCAACUAGAGGAAGCAACAGUGCCACCUGCUGAAACCCUGAACUCUCCUGCGUCCAAGUCUCAUGUCCAUGCAGGCACCGCAGUGAUCCCCACACCUCCGGCCUCCAGCCCUCUGAAGAGAGUGGAGUUCUCACUGGAAAAGCCUGUUGAGGACGAGGCCCCAGAGAAACAAGAAGACGAGGUUGUGGUCAGGGAGAUUGAGAUGAACGUGGACCACUCCAUAAACUCUGCAGUCAUCAAUGAGCUGUUCGAUGGUGUGCUGGAGGAUAGCGACGAGCGCACCGGAGAGGAGGAGGAGGAGGGUGAGGAAGAGGAAGAUGCCCUGAACAUUUCCUCAAUGUCUCUUCUCACCCCCCUGGUCGAGGCCUCGCUGGUCAAGAGCCCGGAGAGGAGAAUGAUGACUUCCACCCCAGCCAGCUCAUUCAUUGAGAAGAGCAACACUCCAGAGAGUGUCUCCAGACAGAGCAAGUUCCAGAGGGCCCGCAUGCUCCGAGCUGGCUUGGACACCGUGGAGGGCUCAGACGAAGACCUCAAACUGCCCUACAGUAUUGACGCCUACAGAUCCACCAGGGUCAAGGAGACAGAGAGGCCCCAUGUGAAGCAGGUGAUCGUGAGGAAGGAGGACGUCUCCCUCCGACCUGAGGAUGCCAGGAGCGCCGGCAGCCAUGGCAACAUCAAGCAGAGGAUGAAGAUCCUGACCAAUGACAUGAACCUGCAGCAGACGGUGAUCCACCAGGCCAGCCAGGCCCUGAACUGCUGCACGGAUGAGGAGCAUGGAAAAGGCUCCCAGGUGGAGGCAGAGGCCGAGAGGCUGCUGCUGGUGGCCACGGAGAGGAGGGGGGCUCUGAAGGCCGAGCUGGACCGUCUGAAGGGAGAGGGUCCUGUAGGCCAGAGGAAGGGGGCCCCAGGGCCCUCUAAGGCCCAGUAUGACAUGGGGGUCCCGGCCUCAAAGGGCUCCAUCUCUCUGCUGGAGCUGAGACUGCCCCUUAAGGCUGACUUCGUCUGCUCCACAGCCAACAAGCCAGCAUCAGCCAGUCAUUACUUUUUCCUCAUGAUUCGGGCCGGAGCAGAGAACAUGGUGGCUACUCCGCUGGCCAGCACGCGCAGCGCUCUCAGCGGGGACGCGCUGACCUUCUCCACCAAGUUCACCAUGUCUGAUGUUUCCAAUGAUUUCGAAAUUGACAUUGAGGUCUAUUGCUUGGUGCAGAAGCGGGAACUCCACACUGACAAGAAAAAGAAACCCAGCAAGUCAAAGGAUCAUGUUUGUGUUCAGAUGAUCUGGAGACAAGUUCACAAGAGCCAUGAGUUGUGCAUUUCGGCCAUUACUCCGAAGAGAUUCCUCGCAAUUACUAAGAGUAGCCAGACUCCAGUCAUGGCCAGUCCUGGGGGUCCCAACGCAGUUCGCACCAGUAACUUUGCUCUGGUUGGAUCCCACAAACUAACUCUGGCCUCAAUCGGGAAAAACAAAUAUUCCUUGGAGAAGGUGCCUUUCCUGUGUCCCCUGGAAGGACAUAUCUACCUGAAGAUGCAGUGUGAGGUGGGCUCUAAGGUUGAGGAGAGGGGUUUCCUGACGAUGUUUGAGGAUGUCAGUGGGUUUGGAGCUUGGCAUAGGAGGUGGUGCGUCCUCUCAGGAUACUGCAUCUCCUACUGGACCUACCCAGACGACGAGAGACGCAAGCGCCCAAUCGGUCGCAUUAACUUGGCGAACUGCACCAGCAAAAAGGUGGAUCCUGCGAACCGAGAGUUCUGUGCUCGGCCAAACACGUUUGAGCUCAUCACCGUGCGGCCGCAGAGAGAGGAGGAUAAAGAGACCCUCGUCAGCCAGUGCAAGAACACCAUGUGUGUCACCACAAACUGGCUGAGUGCUGACACUAAAGAUGAGAGGAAUCUGUGGAUGCAGAAAUUGAACCAGGUCCUGGUUGACUUGCGCAUGUGGCAGCCAGAUUCCUGCUACAGCCCUGCAUGAGCAGCCCCACCUGGGCUGGAGGGCCAUCAUUGACUCUUCGUUGACUCUGCCCAUACGCCAGGCAUAAGAUUACUAAGUGCAAUACAAAAUGAAAGUUGUUGAAUAUUUUUACAGGUGGAAAAUCUAUAGCUUUAGUAAUCAGUCAUAAGUUAUAAGAAAUGUAGAGAAAUAUGAAUAAAGCCAUACUUUUAGUGACAUUUCAGUAUUUGGGAGGACUGGUGUUUUAACACCGUCCCCUAAACCCAUGUAUUUUACUUGGUCCAAAGUAUUUAGGAGGGACACUUACAUCUGAUAUUUUGUAACCUGUCUGGCUUGUGUCUUUUGUUAUUCCUACCGUUUAUGUUGCUAAAAAACAGAUGGUUUUACAAGAUCAGGGUUUUUUUUGUCAGACAAAAUAUUAUUCAGUUUGUAUAUUUUACAUGGUAUGUGCACAAACAACAAUUUAGAGUUUAGAUGUGAUGAGAAAGCGGCAACAUUUUCUGUGUGGAUGCUUGAUUUCUUGCAUGAUAGCACUGAACACUAGCUUGUAAUUUUACAUUAUUCACUGCAAUGCCCUUUUCUUUCUCAGACAAACUCCCUAGCUUUAGCUAAGCGGGUAUUUUGAUAAUAUGCUGUAUUUAUCAUGUUGGGAGUCAUGAAACAUAAUAUUAGGUUGUCCAUUAUACGACCAAGAGAUCUGCUUGUUUGUUCUAUGUAAUUGUCUUAUACUGUUUCAUAAGUGUGCCCAGGAAAAAGUUUUAAAUUGUUCAAGUUUACCUUAGUAGUUUUGGUAGGCCUAUGCAUUAUUGGAGGGUGUACAUGGCACUAUCCUAAAAUACAAAUGCUCAAGGCCAGGUUUCUAAUCACUUAAUAGGUAAGACUUGUCAGUACUAUUUUUAAGCAUAUGUCUAUAUCUACUUUUUGUGAUUUUACAUGUUUCCCGGUUUGAUGCAUAGAAAAGUAUAAACCUUUUUAAAGCGCAAAAUGCUCAGCAAAAUUAACGCUAGUCUGUUCCCAGAAGAAAAAACACUCCGAAUUUUCCUUGUUGGUCAUGUAUUGGUGCAAAGAUGAAACUUCAAUAAUAAAUGACAGCUUUAUCCUAACUGA